CACACGCCGAGGGGAACCGAACGAGGCCUCGUACGCGGACUAAAUUUAGACGGCCCCGCCAGAGUGGAGUUGGACGCGGACCCGCCAGUCAGUGACGUUACCGGGAUCCCUUCUGUACGCACCGUGUAGCAGUUGCGCGCUCCUGCAAAAGUCGAGAAAAACAAUAACACCCGAGCACGCACACCACUACCGUUUAUCUCUCACUCUCAUACACACACACACACACACACACACCAACACACACGUCGCGCGUUCGCGAAAAUGUUUGGGUGCUAGUUUGUUCAUUGUUUUUCUUUUGUUUUUUUUUUCUUUUAGUUUUUGUUUUUAUUAAUUUUUAUUUUAUAAUAUAUAUAUAUAUAUAUAUAUAAAUCUGUUACGUCCGGAUUGCUUCCUCGCCGAUAAUAAUAGUAUUAUUAUCCGAUUCGUUUUAUCUCGCAUAACAUAAUCGUUCACGUUCCGACCGUUCACGUUUGAUUGCUUUUGCUCGUAUCUCAUAUAUAACACACAAGCGUCAUGUUGAUGUCCGGUGCUAUGACCAAUCCGGACACCAGUCUGUUGGGCACGGCCGAGGGUCUGGUCGGCAGCCUGGCCAGCCUGACCGCGGUGCCCGGCACCGGCGGCGGCGGCGGCGGUGGCGGCCAGCAGAAGGACACCACGUGGACCAAACUAUUCGUCGGCGGUCUGCCGUAUCACACCACCGACAAGUCGCUCAGGGACCACUUCGCCGUGUACGGCGACAUCGAGGAGGCCGUGGUUAUUACGGACCGGCAGUCCGGCAAGAGCCGGGGCUACGGAUUUGUGAUCAUGGGCGACAGACCUGCGGCCGAGAGGGCGUGCAAAGAACCGAACCCGAUCAUCGACGGACGGAAAGCCAACGUGAACUUGGCUAUACUGGGAGCAAAACCUCGCGGAAAUUUACAGCCAGCAUUCGCUUUUCCUAGUAUAAGAGCUGGAUACUCUGCUGUGAUACCAAGCCAAUUUGGGGUGCAGCCGAGCUACCUGUACCAGGCCGGCCAGGCGGCCAGCGCGGCGUACCUAGGAGGCGGCGGCGUCAUGCCGCUGGCUCCCACGCACGCCGCGGCGAUGGCCGCGGCCACGUCGCAGUUCUACGAGUAUCAGAACGCCGCCGCGGCCGCGGCCGCCGCAGCGGCCCUG
This is a messenger RNA of Sipha flava (yellow sugarcane aphid), 1155 nucleotides long. Its product is annotated as RNA-binding protein 24-like. The transcript is spliced from 4 exons. Gene Ontology annotation, molecular function: RNA binding. The annotation marks the transcript as partial. The record is from RefSeq and is a predicted model, not a curated record. Lineage: Eukaryota; Metazoa; Arthropoda; Insecta; Hemiptera; Aphididae. Gene Ontology annotation, cellular component: cytosol.